CAUAACAUGUCAGUCAGUUAAGUGGCCUGGCCUGGCCCGGCCAUUCCGUCCGGUGUUUACAUUCACUGGUUUAUCAUCAUCCUAGCUUAAAAACAAAAUUACUAAUUCUCCUAAUUCCGAAUGAAGUGUACACUUGAAGGCGGCAAUGCAAGAGUUAUUGCAAAAGCUAUACAGUCCCUGGCCAAGUUCGGAUCUGAUCUGUAUAUGGAAACCGAUGCAAUGGGCUUACAGCUAAGAACCUUUAACCUAGCAAAGUCGGCAAUGGGCACAUUUCGCUUCAAUCGAACAUUUUUUGAGACUUACAAUGAAGGCGUUUCUAAUACGGGAAACUAUUGCAAAGUAACGAUGAAAACUAUUUUACCCGUUUUCAAAAAUAUGAAGCAGGUUGAACGUUGUGAAAUACAACUGCUUCCAGAAGUAUCUAAGCUGCAGAUCCAAUUUAAAUGUCGCAUGGAAACGAUGAAAAAUAGAUUAAUUUCAAUAGUAGAUGAGGAAAAUGUUACAGCAGCGGUAUCACAAGAGGAAACAUCAAAUGUUAUUGUAGGCCCAUAUAAAGUGUUUAACGAUAUAUUAAAUCACUUUAAUGCUGCUGAAGUUGAAAUGACUCUGGAAGCUAUGGGCAAUGAAUUAACAGCAAAAAACUACAUUGAAGGUGCAAGAGUUAGUGACAAGUUCAUGAGAUCACGCCAUAAAAUAAGCCCCUCUGAAUUUGAUACUUAUAAUGUUCGUGAGGAAUCGGCAAUAACCUUUAGCUUGAAGGAGUUUAGAUCAUUUUUACUAUUUGCUGAAAACAUAGGCGAAUCAUUAACAUUAAAUUUUAAUGAAGCUGGUGGACCAAUAUUUCUAACAAUAAAAAAACUGGACUUAAUCGAAUGUACACUAGUAAUGACCACCGUAUACCCAGAUGAUGUUAGCAUGUACGAUGAUUGUCGAGAGUCUGAAGUUAAAGACACCACACACACAUCAAAUCACAGUAUGGUGGCAACUCAAAAACGAAAACAUAGUAAUACAAAAGCAUCUAGCAAGGAAUCCGCUCCUAAGAAGAGAUUGUCGGAAGAAACAACACUUAGCAGUAAUUCAACACUUUUUCAAUUUAAUACAGACAAUACGAAUAUACAAUCAAUAGAAGUUCCCAGGAAUGUAACACAACAAGACAUUGAUAUGGGCGAUGAACAAGAUGACUUGUUGUUGGCAGCUGCUGCAGUUGCCGAGGCUACUAUGUUACAUUCUAAUACAUUGCCCCCGGUAAGGGAAAGUGAAGUCUAUGUUACAUUUGAGAGCUCUGAAUCGAAUAGAAAUCGCCAAGAUUCAGAUGGAGAGGAAACAAUACCACAAUCUCCAGAAAGAGAACAUCAACCUAAACUACGUUCGAUAUUUUCGAGAUGUUUUGAGUCGACAUAUGUACCCAAGGAACCAUCACCCAGCAGUCAAGUGUAUGUACCAAAUUCUGACACUGAAGACUAAUAAAGAGUAUAUACAGUACAUUUUA
Molecule: messenger RNA, 1489 nt
Organism: Stomoxys calcitrans (stable fly)
Lineage: Eukaryota; Metazoa; Arthropoda; Insecta; Diptera; Muscidae
Gene: Rad9
Product: cell cycle checkpoint control protein RAD9A
Exons: 4
Coding region: 121-1464 (447 amino acids)
Biological process (GO): DNA replication checkpoint signaling; DNA repair; cellular response to ionizing radiation
Cellular component (GO): checkpoint clamp complex
Source: RefSeq, a predicted model, not a curated record